AUGGUAGUCUACCAGCAUUUCUGGUGUUUUCUAGCUUCCAUGUGCCUGUUGACAACCCGUACUUCCGGUAUCACGGAGUGCACAAACCCGCCCCCUGGUGUUCAGAAAAUAAUCCGAGGUGUUGACAUCACCACGCUAGACUUGGCGCCCAUCGAUUUCCAAGGCAACAGCGGCUUUAAGAAUCCGGUGCUCAAUUUCUCCUGCAACAGUGGUAGGAACUGGAGAAGUCCAGCACGGACGGUCUACCAGCUACCUGACCAGAUCUGGCAUAUGACGUCAGUUCCGGGAGGAUGGCUGACAGCUGACGUCAACAUCUACAAAACCUACAACGAAGUCAGACGCUCAAAGUCUUCUGAUGUGGGUGGGGAAGGUUCCCUGUUUAAAUUUGCCUUCUCAGCCAGCCAGAACUACAAGAAGCUCCAGAACACAAUCACCAACAGUUCCAAGUAUAUCUGUGACGUGUCGUCUUUUGAGUCAGCAACUCGUGUUGACGUCAACCCUUCGUGGGCUCUUGAUCUGGAUCGGUUUGCCCAAAUCUACAUAGAUCGAAUGCUAACAGGAACUUUCGCGUCUAACCCUACUGCUUACAACCGGUUUAUCAAUGAGUUUGGCACUCACUAUUUCUCCAGUGCCAAUUUCGGGGGUUUUAUCUGGAUGCUAUUUGAAACAAACACAGAUUAUUUUUAUUCUCAAACAGAAACGGAGAUUCAAAGAAACGCCAAGGCAUCUUUCUUGAAAAUCAUUUCCUUACGCGGAGGAACGGUAACUGGAUCCACCACAGUUGAUCAAAGAUUUGAACGCUCCACCACACAAACUGUGAAAUACUACGGAGGCGACACAAAUCUUCUGACCCAAAACGGAUAUCAGAGUUGGCAGCCUAGCGUUGACCUAGACCCAUGGCUCUUUUCUGGCCAGCUUAAACCAAUCAGUGAUCUAAUAUCAGACGAGACAAAGAGAACGUCCAUGGAGACUGCAGUUAGGAACUACGUUCUCCGCAGUUAUUUGAACGAGUUGAUUCGGCUUAUUGCUGCAGCGAAAAGAAAAUCCAACGACGCUGUUUUGAACAGCGCUAAAGAAAGAGUCGCGGCAAUGCUGAACAAAGAUCUGCUGGUUGAAAGCGAGAUUGAGGAUUUAGGGAAGUUCAUAGAAGAUCAGAUAAUUGUUCCUAAUUGGUUUACCGAAAAUACAAAUUUAUGUUUUAAAUGGUGGGCCGACAAUGAUGCAAAUCAAUGCGGCGGUGGAGUUGCCAACACUCUUUGUGCGAAGCCUAACUCUAUGACGACUGUUUAUAGGGAUGACACUGAUAAUCGCCAUGGGGGAUGUCGAAUGCAGUGGGGUAUCCAGUCAAGCGGGUUUCCAUCUUGGUUUGAGCAAGUUAGAGUUUGUUAUCAAUGGUACGCUGAGAGAAAUGGUGACCAAUGUGGAGGCGGUGUUGGUUCACCACUUUGUGCUAACAUAAACAACUUCACACCGGUGUACCGAGACGAUACUGAUGAGCGAAGCGGUGGGUGUUGGAUGCAAUGGAAGCUCGAGGUCCAAAGUUCAGCACCACUGUGGAUGAGAACAUUAAAGAUGUGUUUCUCGUGGUACCCAGACAAUGAUGCUAAACAGUGCCGCGGCCCUCUCUCUAGAGAUUUGUGUGCAGUGGCCAAUCAGUGGACAGAAUAUUACCUCGACGAUACAGAUGAGAGGCAUGGGGGAUGUCGUAUGAGCUGGGGAGUCAAACUGAUUUUUUAA
Physella acuta is the source of this 1737-nucleotide messenger RNA. Its product is annotated as perivitellin-2 67 kDa subunit-like. The record is from RefSeq and is a predicted model, not a curated record. Lineage: Eukaryota; Metazoa; Mollusca; Gastropoda; Physidae.